Molecule: messenger RNA, 3570 nt
Organism: Oncorhynchus gorbuscha (pink salmon)
Lineage: Eukaryota; Metazoa; Chordata; Actinopteri; Salmoniformes; Salmonidae
Exons: 3
Coding region: 1806-2402 (198 amino acids)
Source: RefSeq, a predicted model, not a curated record
GCAAGAUUAAAAAGCUUCUGCUUUUAAAAUCCAACACAGAUUGUUUAUGCCAACACGUACACACACAUAAAUUCACACACACUUAAACACAUAGAUAGGUUUGUACAUUUUGAAGUUAAAAUCCAGCCACUCCUGUCGUUCUCUCUGAUAUGCGAGUCUGGUUGGGUGGUCGGCUUGCCCCGCCUCUGGCCGGUGCUCAUUGGCGAACAAUGCGUCAAUCGGGAUAACUCCAGUUGCAUGUCGGCGCGCUUCGUCCAAUCAGAGAGCAGAAAGCUCGUCACACCAUUCACCCCCUGCUCAUGCCUUCAUUAACAUAUCAUGUAUUACCUAACUGUUGUAAAUCAAUAAAACGUUGUAAAAACAAAUACAAUUAUUUUAAACUAGGCCUACAGUAUUUCAAUAUCCUAUUAUAUGCAUGAUACAAUUAUUAAACUAUAUGAAAAACAUAGGCUAUAUUAAUUCAACUAUAAACUAUUAUAACUUCCAUAUAAUUACAAUAGUAGUUAUUGCAAUCAUAUAGCCAAGAAAUAAAAAUAUACCAAUAAAACAGGUAAUAAAACUACAUUGAUUAUUAGGAUACAUGAAACCCUAACCAAUGAAAAUAAAUUGAAUGUGUGAAUACAGUGCGAAUACAUCCUUAAAUAUCCAUAGUUAACUAUUAGUCUGAAAUCAAACUAGAUAAAUAAUACCAUAUACCCUAUCCAUACAGUGAGGUAGGUCUGGAUACAUAGCUUUAGCCACAUCUAUGAACUGUCACAGUGACAGGAGCCAUGCUUGACUUGGGCAGGAGGAGCUCACCGGAGCUGAGUACCAACACCUCAAAUGUUCUACUGCUUGAGCUCCUGUUCCUCUUAUAAGAAUAGUAGCUCAAAUGUAUUGUAGAGCUCCUGUUCCUCUUAUAGAAUAGUAGCUCAAAUGUAUUGUGGAGCUCCUGCACCUAAAUAUAAACAGUACCGGUAUCCAAAAUGAGUAUCGACUCCUAUUUCAGUCCAAGUCAAGCACUGGCACAGGAGAGGUUUCUGACGGAUUGUUUUCAGUUGAAUUCACUUUCAGUUGUUGGGUCAUAUGAAAAGGAGUGAACAUGCGAAUACACAUACACCGAGGCAUGCAAACAUGCACACACAUAAAUGGAGCAUUACUUGCCUGGUGAGUUGUACACACACAUUAGACAAGAGGGUGGGGCGCCAGUAAUUAAUGGGCUCUGCUGUCAACUCGUCUGUCUCUCCUGCCUGGAACACGCACACCACACACUAAUUCUCUCUCUGUUUCUCUCUCUCUCACACACUCACUCAGCCCUCCCGGAUGAUUCUCUCCUGCUUUCAGUGUCUUCAUUUAAGAAACUGUAUGAUAUUGACCAUUUUUUAUGUGAGCUUCUGGAUAUCAUUGGAAAAUGGGUCUCUAUUAUUCUAAAAGAAAUUGAUGGUGAUCACCUCAUCUUUUGUCUUCAUUUCAUCAUCCAGUCUGGAAGGAAUAAAAGAAAACCAACAUUUCCUCCAUUUCAUUUGUAUUUCUACUGCUGUACCUGAAGAUAAUGAGACUCUGUGCAAAUGUCUUUCAACUUUAACUUUAAUUUAACUUCAAAUCCAUUCAUCACCUUUGCUUCUUGACUCCAAAUAACCCACACGGACCUGGGAACCACACUUGGAAUGGGACCUGGUCCCAUGGAACUGACCAGAACAGAGCACGCCCAACGGGUUAUUUACCAGGCGGUUACAUCCCUGGUGAUCCCAUAGAGAGGGAGAUGCCUUCCCUGAACCACAGAAACUAACACACACACAAACCUCAUCCCCGGAGGUCCCAGAGCGAUGCCUUCCCUCCACCACGGCGCCAUCUUCCUCGGAGUCUUUCUCAUCGCGACAGGCGGCUCCACUGCCUUUCUCACCUCCUCACAGAGCCGCCUGCAGGCGUUCUCUCUGUGCUGUGUGGUGCUGGGAGCCGUCAUGCUGAUCCUGGGGCUUCUCUGGGCCAUGAGUAACAAGCACCAGGUAGAGUACAGCCAGGGAGAGUACCCCAACUUCCCCCAAUACCCCCACCAGGGAGAACACCCCAACUAUCCCUACCCACACCCAGACCUCAACUACCCUGGCCGGUACGCCCAUCCUGACCUGGGACAUGUCCUCUUCAGCCCCCGUGGUCCUGUUGGACACUUCCCAGAGUCCCAGUCAGCCCUACUGCAGAGGACCGAGCACCAGCGGCGAGGUGUGUAUGGGGCUAAUGAUGUGGACUACCCCCCACUCAGCCCCCCUUCCCGCUACCCCCCCGGGCUGGGCCCCCCACCUCCCUACGAGGUUGCCAUAAAGACCACCUGUAGCUCCACCCACCUGCGCCGCGCCUACUCAGACACACACCUGGCCUCGGAACCCCUGUUUGGCCGAUCACGGGAGAUCAGCUUUGAGGUGUGACAUCACCAGACAGGCCCACACACUGGAGGUGGAAUACUGUGGCCACACCCUUCACUCAGGCUCUUCCAAUCAGCUGUCAGCCCAUAGGAAACGGCAGGAAUAGGAGAUUGCCCUAAAGCAACACUCUGAGCAGCAUAUUAUCUGUCUGUCUUCAACAACCUGUAGUUGAGCAUGUUUUCACAAGCUACCUUUUAAAUGGGACAUUGAGUUUGCCUGGUGCAAAGGAACCGAUGGAAUAGCCCAAAAGUGCAAACCACACUCAAUGUCCGCAGUGCCUUUCCCUGCCUCUGCUAGCUCUUUACAUUAUAUGCAUGUGUAACAGAAUAUAAAAGUUAAAUACUAUUUAAUUAUGUAAAGUUAAACAAAAUAGUCUGAAUACUUGAAAUUAUUUCAUGUCAUCUAGUACUUUUGAAAUCCAAAUGUGAUACAUUAAUGUGUCUGCGAGGACAUCUAGUGGUCAGUCGACAUGCUAGACAACGAAAACCAUACAAAUACCACAUCCAGCCCCCUCUAAAGGGUUUUGUCUAGCAGGGAUGCAGCUUCAGUCAACAUAGAAUUUUCUUAGCAGGUUUAAAGGCGACGCAUGGUCAAUCUGUCGUCUGCAUUUGCCGUGCAGCAUUUACGGUGAAACGGCCUCUGCAGAAAUCAGGGCAUUCAUAGUUCUUGUGCUUCGCGGAUCAGCGCAGAGCUGUUGAGUAGAACUGUUAUGAAGUAAGUUGUCAAGGAAGUAAGUUUGUGUUUGUACAGGACCUCCCGCCCCCAUCUACCGUCAACCAAUCAUGUCAAUGCAGGACUAUACAGCGCUAUAUGGAUCCCUCCACAUUGUUACAACAUUUGGGAGGUGCAUGGCGAUGCGAUAUGGAGCUCAAUUUGGCCUCUGCACGACUCCGGAGGCCACGAAAUUGCGUCACACCCUCCAAAUGGUGUCUCCUACCACAUUUUCAGAUCAAGCAUAGAAUUUACGCAGCGGUUUAGGUUAAUGUAGCAGGUUGUUAAGUUUAGGAAAAGGAUUAGCUAAAAUAAAACGUUUGACGUCAAAUUUGACAAAAGCUGUAUCCCAUCUAGACAUGACUUAAAGGGUCAAUCUGUAACACAUGAUGACCCACCUGUUCUGCCACAAGAAGAAUGUAGUAUGUAGAAACAGGCUCCACAUACAGAAUCAGCCCAG